Messenger RNA from Botrytis fragariae, 1248 nucleotides. Its product is annotated as putative repressible acid phosphatase protein. NCBI's taxonomy places the organism in Eukaryota, Fungi, Ascomycota, Leotiomycetes, Helotiales, Sclerotiniaceae. Gene Ontology annotation, cellular component: fungal-type cell wall. Gene Ontology annotation, molecular function: acid phosphatase activity. The record is from RefSeq and is a predicted model, not a curated record. The transcript has 2 exons. The coding region runs from base 1 to 1248 and encodes 415 amino acids.
AUGCGUUCCUCAGUUCUCCUCACACUCGCUCUCCAAGCUACUAAUGUAGUCUCUCAUUCACCCAAUUCCUAUUCUUUCGAUCCAUUGGAGCAUCUAGCUGGAACUGCACCACCAUUCGAUCCUCAAGAUCCACCUACUGAUCCUGCUCCUCCUCAAGGAUGCAACGUAACUCGAGCUGCAUAUCUUGUUCGCCAUGCUGCAAUCUAUGCUAAUGACUUCGACUACGAAGAGUACAUUGAGCCUUUUGUACAGAAGCUCGCAAACACAUCUGUGAACUGGGCGAGCAUUCCAAGUCUUUCCUUCCUCUCAACAUGGCAAGCUCCUAUUACCGAUCCCGAGAUCGAAAUGUUGACCAGAUCGGGUAAGUUGGAGGCCACAAACUUGGGUGUGGAUAUCGCGCAGAGAUAUCAAAGUCUGAGAACUCCAAACAAAAUAUGGACGUCCACUGCAGAAAGAACCGUGAAGACUGCGCAAUCUUUCUCCAAUGGUCUUGCAGACGAUGCCUCAGAUAUUGAGAUUGUUCAAGUAUACGAAGGAAAGAACUCGAGCGCCAAUUCCUUGACUCCAUACAAGGCUUGCCCGGCAUACAGUUCCUCGGGUGGAAGCGAGGAAUCUGGCGAGUUUCAAGAAGUCUAUACCAAACCCGUCACCGCCCGUUUCAACAGUUUGGCUCCCGCUUUCAACUUCACAUCCAACGAUGUUUACGGCAUGUCCCUUCUCUGCGGAUACGAAACCGUCAUCCGCGGCUCCUCUCCUUUCUGCGACCUCUCCGUCCUUUCCCCUACCGAUUGGCUCGGAUUCGAAUACACAAAUGACAUUCAAUAUUUCUACAACACCGGCUACGGACACGAAGCAUCAGGCGCCAUUGGUUUCCCAUGGGUCAACGCCACCUUCAACACGCUCAUGACUGAACAAAACAACGCCUCAAACGCCACCACAGAUCAAGAUCUCUACAUCUCAUUCACCCAUCGCGAACUCCCCCCACCCGCCAUCCUUCCCUUCCUCACAAAUGUCGCAGUCGAGAAGAUGGAAUGCGAUAGCUUUGGUUACGAUGCCGGAACCUACUACAGAGUCUUGGUGAACAACAGUCCACAGGAUUUGGUUACUUGUACCGGGGGACCAGGAACAAGUUGCAAGGAGGAAGAUGUUCAGGAUUGGCUGAGCGAGAGAGCGGAAGUAGUAGGCUCUUUUGUGGAUGUUUGUGGUGUGCAAUAUGAUAAUGGGACGGAUAUUUUCAGUAUUUAUUAA